Molecule: messenger RNA, 474 nt
Organism: Phytophthora nicotianae INRA-310
Lineage: Eukaryota; Oomycota; Peronosporomycetes; Peronosporales; Peronosporaceae
Exons: 1
Coding region: 1-474 (157 amino acids)
Source: RefSeq, a predicted model, not a curated record
AUGGCCAAUAGCACUGUUAUCAUGAAAAUGAAUGGGAGGUUUCUCGCACCGACGGUGAAUGCCCUAUCGGCCUUGAUAAAGAGGGAGAGUUUACCAGAACACAAAGCUGAGUUGAGCUCUCUUGCUUCCCGACGUCGGGCUUGGUUGCUUGGAGAGAUCGCAGAUAUUUCGAAGCCGUUCACAUACGAACUCCCACCAUCCGAUGUUCCCGAGGCAGCGGCAUUGACUUCUUUUCUUCGUGGACCAGACUCCAUGUACAUUAUUCGAGACUUUACAGGCAUUGCACAAGCUCGGUAUCGCGUCGCUCUGCUCACCCGAGCACUGAAAGCUACUGGGCUCACGAUGACAGCUGAGGGGCGUGGUAGAAACUCGUAUGUGCGGCUAGAAAAGGCGGUGCGGGGAUCACCGAAAACAGCAAUUGCCAGCGCACAAGGCCGAAAUCGUACGUUUGGAACGCAUAAUCCUUCCUGGUAG